Cladophialophora carrionii CBS 160.54 is the source of this 1272-nucleotide messenger RNA. RefSeq lists its product as uncharacterized. Bases 1 to 1272 code for a protein of 423 amino acids. NCBI's taxonomy places the organism in Eukaryota, Fungi, Ascomycota, Eurotiomycetes, Chaetothyriales, Herpotrichiellaceae. The transcript has a single exon. Gene Ontology annotation, cellular component: ERMES complex. The record is from RefSeq and is a predicted model, not a curated record. Gene Ontology annotation, biological process: mitochondrion organization. Gene Ontology annotation, molecular function: lipid binding.
AUGUCUCUAACCUUCACCCAAGGUUUCCUGCUCGGCCAGCUUUCCGUCGUCAUUUUCCUCGGCUGCUUCAUCAAGUUCUUCAUCUUCGGCGAAGCGCCUUCUCCGCCCUCCCGAACGUCGCGGCGGACGCCGAAGCACGUCCGGACGACCUCACUGCAUGGGAUUGCAUCCUCCAAAAGCUCGGUUCCCCAGUCGUUGCGCAACAAGGCCAGUGCCUCCAACGUCAUCCGUCCCGUUCCCACAAACGCGACGGACAUUGCCUCAAUUUUGCGCAGGACGUAUUAUCAGAUCCCGAGCCGCGGGCAUGGCAAGAACAAUCAUUCGACACAUCAGCCCGAGAGUCUAGAUUGGUUCAAUGUGCUGCUGGCCCAGACCAUAGCCCAGUACCGCCAGACGGCGUACAACCUACGGGACGGCUCGGGAGGGACGCCCACAAUCCUGGCAAGUUUGGAGGCGGCGAUCAAUGACCCUGUCAAGAGACCGUCCUACAUCGACAAGAUCAAGAUCACCGAGAUCUCCAUGGGCGAGGAGUUCCCCAUCUUCAGCAAUGUCCGAGUCAUUGCCCUGGAUGACGAGGUCUCGAGUGCUACGGGAGGUAGAUUGCAAGCCUUGAUGGACGUCGAUCUUUCCGACGACAACCUGACGCUGGCCAUUGAGACUGCCCUUAUCCUCAACUACCCCAAACCCUUCUCUGCCGUCCUGCCGGUUGCGCUUGCAGUUUCCGUCGUGAGGUUCUCUGGGACCCUUUCCAUUAGCUUCGUUCCUGCCACUGAGGACGAUCCCUCAAACACCAAACAAUCCACAUCGGGUAAGCCCAAAACUAGUCUCGCUUUCUCCUUUCUCCCCGACUAUCGACUCGAUCUCUCCGUCAGGAGCUUGAUCGGCUCCCGCACCCGGUUGCAAGACGUCCCCAAAAUUGCGCAGCUUGUGGAAGCACGAACUCAGGCUUGGUUUGAGGAGCGUGUCGUCGAACCAAGGGUUCAGGUGGUGCCUCUACCUGGUCUCUGGCCACGCAUGGGUAAGACCAGAUUAAGAGAAGGACAGGAUGACGACAGACCACCUACCCAGGACGAGCAUCAAUCGUCCUCAUCUGUCGAGCAUCGGAAAGACGUGGCUCCGAAUGACAACUUCCCUUCACAAGAAGAGGCCGAAAAACUGAUUAGAGGCCUCAGAUGGCGUCAUCAGCGUACCGACAGUCAAGUAAUCGAACACGAGGGCGAUGCUCCUACGCCCCAGGCAGUUCGGGUAAUGCCUGGGGCUUUACCCGCCUGA